UUCUCAAAAUUCAAUAGCACCGUAAUUAUCAAUUUCUCAUUUUGCCCGUGAACCUCCCUUCCAUUCCCAUGUGAUACUUGUCCUCUUCUUCAACCCCACCACAGACCCCGAUCCCAUUAAUCAAAUUGCUGCUUCAAUUAUAAACCUCAUUUCGGUAUCAUUACCUGUACCAGUCUCCAUUCAAAGCAAAAAACCACACUCCAACCCACCCCACUAUCACGGGAAAAAGAAAAAAUACCCAACUUUUCACUCGGUGGCUACUACCUCAACUUCCAAUAACCUGAAUAAUUAUCCCAUCUGCUAAUCCUGUUCCUCCCCGUGACUUCACUUCCCCUUUUGUCCCAUAUCAAACAAUUCCCUCCCCAAUCAAUACGCUCCAAGAUUUGUCAUGAUGCAGCACAGAAAAUCUGUAAAAAACCAUCCACAAUCAGUGUUAAUCCCCACCAUUUAUAAUUUCAAACACUCUGGGAAUUUGAGAUUUAUAUUCAUUUCAAUGGCUUCUCUUCUUUCGUUGAUCCUUUCUUUGCUCCUCUUCUUCUACCUCUCUUCCUCCGUCUCUGGCCGCCAGGAGACCCAUAAACCCGCCGUGAAACUAUCCCCUCCGAACACUUCUGAUAACAUUAUUCGUGAAGCCUGUAAGGCAUCGCGUUACCCGCCCACAUGCGAAGCCUCGUUGGUUCAAUCCAAUCACGUCCCUCCAGACGCCACUAUUCUGCAAGUGAUUCAAUCUGCCAUGUGGGUUUCGGCCCAGAAUCUCGAGAAGGCGAAAUCAAUGGUAAGGGAAAUCCUGGACGCGUCCAUAGGUAAUCAAAACCGGUUGAACGCAGCGAAAACUUGCCUGGAGGUGCUUCAUUAUUCGGAGUACCGUAUGGCUUUGACAAAUGACGCUCUGCCGCGUGGCAAGAUCAAGGAUGCGCGUGCUUGGAUGAGCGCGGUGUUGGUGUUCCAGUAUGACUGCUGGUCGGCUUUGAAAUACGUGAACGGCACGUCCCAAAUCGGUAAAACGAUGGCGUUUUUGAAUUCUCUGAUUAGAUUGAGCAGCAAUGCAUUGGGAAUGAUGGUUAAUUACGACAAUUUUGGAGAGAAAACCAGGUCUUGGGGCCCACCCAAGACAGAACGGGACGGGUUCUGGGAGGGAAGGUCGGGUUCUUCCGGGUCCGAGUUCGUGGGCGGGGUGCCUAAAGGGCUGAAACCGGACGUUACGGUGUGCAAUGGCGGCAGGUGCCAUUAUAAAGCGAUACAGGAUGCAGUGAAUGCGGUGCCGAAGAAUGCUGGGGUGGGGAACCGGUUUGUUAUAUGGAUUAAGGCCGGGGUUUAUGAGGAAAUGGUUCGGGUCCCUUUGGAGAAGAAGAAUGUGGUAUUUUUGGGAGAUGGCAUGGGCAAAACGGUCAUUACUGGUUCGAUGAAUGCCGGUCAGCCUGGGAUGUCCACCUAUAAUUCCGCCACUGUUGGAGUCGCUGGUGAUGGAUUUAUGGCGAGUGGUCUCACUAUCCAGAACACGGCUGGACCUGGUGCUCAUCAAGCAGUAGCCUUCCGGCUAGAUAGUGAUCUUUCCGUUAUAGAAAACUGCGAAUUUCUUGGCAAUCAAGACACACUAUAUGCCCACAGCCUACGCCAGUACUACAAGUCGUGUCGCAUCCAAGGAAACGUAGACUUCAUAUUCGGAAACUCAGCUGCAUUUUUCCAGGACUGCUUCAUCCUAGUUGCCCCUCGGCAAAUCAAGCCAGAAAAGGGCGAGAACAAUGCUGUGACAGCUCAUGGUAGAAUUGACCCUGCCCAAUUUACAGGUUUCGUGUUUCAAAAUUGUAUAAUCAACGGAACUGAAGCAUACAUGGCUCUGUAUUAUAGGAAGCCUAGUGUGCAUAAGAAUUUCCUCGGUAGGCCAUGGAAGGAAUACUCGAGAACGGUUUUUAUGCACUGUACUUUGGAGGAUCUCAUUAAACCAGAAGGAUGGAUGCCUUGGAGAGGUGAUUUUGCUUUGAAAACUCUUUAUUAUGGGGAAUUUAAGAACUACGGGCCAGGAGCUAAUGCAUCACAACGAGUCGCGUGGAGGAAUUUGAAACUCGAAUGUGAGGAAGAAAAAGAACUGACUAAGAACUUAAAGCCAUGA
Messenger RNA from Olea europaea var. sylvestris, 2110 nucleotides. RefSeq names its product probable pectinesterase/pectinesterase inhibitor 51. Gene Ontology annotation, biological process: cell wall modification. Gene Ontology annotation, molecular function: pectinesterase activity; pectinesterase inhibitor activity. The transcript is spliced from 4 exons. Bases 389 to 2110 code for a protein of 573 amino acids. The record is from RefSeq and is a predicted model, not a curated record. NCBI's taxonomy places the organism in Eukaryota, Viridiplantae, Streptophyta, Magnoliopsida, Lamiales, Oleaceae.